Messenger RNA from Umbelopsis ramanniana AG, 1155 nucleotides. RefSeq lists its product as uncharacterized. The record is from RefSeq and is a predicted model, not a curated record. Lineage: Eukaryota; Fungi; Mucoromycota; Umbelopsidomycetes; Umbelopsidales; Umbelopsidaceae. The transcript has a single exon. Bases 32 to 880 code for a protein of 282 amino acids. Gene Ontology annotation, molecular function: hydrolase activity; structural constituent of ribosome. Gene Ontology annotation, cellular component: mitochondrial large ribosomal subunit.
GGGAUUUGUAGACACAAGCAUUGACAAAGGAAUGAUUGCUCGAACAUUACCGCGCAUGCUCGGUAAAGGAGCACACCUUUCACGUUCAUUCGCCACCUCAAUACAGGCACGAGCACCUCUUGUUUCUAGUAAUUAUCGCAUUGCGUCUGGCAUCGUCCUUUCACGCACUCCACAAAUCACUCGAGAUUCCACUCCAUUUGAAAAGGCUUACUUUGACUAUUCUGAGAAGCUCGAGAGACAAUCAGCAAUCCCUCUCCCAGCAGACUUUUACUUCAAAAAAGGUUCGCUUGCUGAACGCAGGUGGAAGGAAGAUGAAGCCGCUCGCAUGAAGGCGAUGGCUGAUCCCAAAUUGUCCCUUAGUGAGGCUGUCAAGGAGACUCAAGUCAAACAAGAAGACGCAGACGUUACUACACAAAUGAACAAGUUUGAAACCGGAAGCAGACUGAGCGAGGCCGAUAAAAAGAAUGAUAUCAAAAGCUUAAACCGAGCAUUACAGCGAACCUUGUACCUCAUUGUCAAGAAACCAAGGGACCAACAUGCUUGGCAGUUCCCUCAAGGUGCUGUCGAAGAGGGUGAAUACCUCCAUGAUGCAGCAGAACGAGAGCUUGAAGAGGAGUGUGGCAAGAACAUGGAUGUUUGGUUUGUUGGAAGACAACCUGUUGGUCACUAUGCUUACAAGUUCCCUGAAGACCACGUCGCUAAGUACCCUGGAGCCACUGGAGCCAAAGUUUUCUUUAUGAAGGCUCAUGUAUUUGCUGGUCAAUGCAAUCCCGACAACAAGGAAGUUGUUGACUUUGCAUGGGUUACCAAAGACGAACUACCCAACUAUGUAUCGCCAGAAUACUUUAACGCUGUUAAGGAUAUGUUGAGCGAUUUGUAAAUUACCAGAAAUAAUAUUUCUCUAGACUUUUUUCCCCCCUUCUUUCUUUCAUUUUUCCUCAAAAGUAGUUAUCACUAUUGGUUGGGUUGCUUCUAUAGUAGCUAUGCAAAUGGAUGGUCAUAUAAGAAUAAAACAAAACAAAUAUUACACCACAAAGGUCUUAUGCCAAUUUUUGUUGGCCUUUUUCUUUUCUUGUUUCCCCUGUCAUUUUGGCGGUUUUAGCUCCGAACUGUAUAGCACGCUUCCAAUUUCGGCUGGCUUGGUGCAUGCCCAGA